Messenger RNA from Exophiala oligosperma, 2642 nucleotides. RefSeq lists its product as uncharacterized. The coding region runs from base 303 to 2078 and encodes 591 amino acids. NCBI's taxonomy places the organism in Eukaryota, Fungi, Ascomycota, Eurotiomycetes, Chaetothyriales, Herpotrichiellaceae. The record is from RefSeq and is a predicted model, not a curated record. Gene Ontology annotation, biological process: sphingosine biosynthetic process. The transcript is spliced from 3 exons. Gene Ontology annotation, cellular component: intracellular membrane-bounded organelle; cytoplasm; membrane.
UCUUACAGUACUUAUUUCAACUUUGACCACUUAUCCAUUCUUUGUACAAACACCGCAACUAUAAGUAAAUAAUAUCUUCGCCACGGAACGACGUUAUUGUACCGAGUUUUAUACACGUUUGCCGAAUUUUCUUCACCUCGCUUUUCCUUCGUUUGACCCAGGCUAGACUCAUCAGCUCGUUCGAGUGCGAGUGCGGGUGCAAAUACUGCGUACAAGGACUCAAAUCGCUAUUCAGUACCCUUUCUCUCUCUUGGCCUUUUUUUCCCGCCACAUAAUAAUGCUACACACCGUCAGUCGUCAUCAUGGCCGGUGAUAGACGAAGCGAGUCGAAUCCAUUUUCCGACAAUGCCGCCAUUCAAGACGAACGGGAAGCCAUGGUCGAGUCGACGUUGAGCGUAGGCCGAAAUGCCACCCUCACACUGGGAACCGAUGCUGUGAUUGUUCUAGACGAUGGACUUCGUGGCGACUCGGGCUUUGAUUGUUUUGGAUUAUUCAAAAGAACGACAAACACUCGCUCGAUACCCUUUUUUAAUGUACUAUGGGCCGAACUGGUCAAGGGCGAAUUGACCAUACGAUAUGCCAAACCUUCCUCCAAAUCGGCCAAUGCCCCCGUCAGCGUCGCAUACAUCAAUUACACGAUCGAAAGUACGACGGCGGUGGAAGAGAAGGCUUUACGGUGGAUAGAUCGGCUGCUGGACCGCGCCUAUGGUAAAGCGCAACGGAACAAGAGGAUCAAACUGUUGAUAAACCCGUUCGGAGGCGCAGGGAAAGCGGCCAAGAUCUACGCAAAGGCCAUCGAACCGAUAUUCGCGGCCGCGCGCUGCGAACUCGACGUCGAGCGGACGACGCAUUCCGGUCACGCGGUGGAGAUUUGCGCCGACCUGGACAUCAACGCUUUCGACGUCGUGGCGAGCGCCUCGGGCGACGGCCUGCCGCACGAAUGUGUCAACGGACUCGCGAGGAAACCCAACGCGGCCGAGGCGCUCCGAAAAGUCGCCGUGGUCCAGUUACCCUGCGGUACUGGGAACGCCAUGUCGUGGAACCUCACCGGCACGGCCGAACCCAGCGCGGCGGCGUUGUGUAUCGUAAAAGGUAUACGGACACCCAUGGACCUGGCGAGCGUCACACAAGGCAACACCAGGACGCUGUCGUUCCUGUCGCAGUCCUUGGGCAUCGUCGCCGAAAGUGACCUGGGCACCGAGAACAUUCGAUGGAUGGGGGACGCGAGAUUCACAUUUGGGUUCCUUGUGAGGUUACUGGGGAAGACCUUGUAUCCCAUCGAACUCGCCGUCAAGACAGAAAUCGAAAACAAAGAAGACAUCCGACGGCAUUACGCGGAGCACAGGGCCCGACGGAGGAGUCAAGGAAGUGCCUUGUCGCACGACGACCUGGAUGGACCCCUCGACACCUCGACCGGUCUGGGUCUGCCACCCCUAAAGUACGGGACGGUCGAGGACCCUUUACCCGAAAACGAAGGGUGGACGCCCAUGGCAUACUACCCCAACAUGGGCAAUUUCUAUUGUGGGAACAUGGCCAUGAUGGCCGCCGACGCCCCCUUUUUCCCAGCCUCGUUACCCUGUGACGGUCUACUCGAUUUGAUCACCAUCGACGGAGACAUCAAACGGACAAAGGCGGUCGACUUGCUGUUGUCCGUACCAAAGGGGACCUUUUUCGACAAGGAAUGCGUGCGGUACCGAAAAGUCUCGGCGAUUCGAGUCGUCCCAAAAUUCGGAAACAUGGUCGAUCAGUCGGACAACGAGGCGCGUCAGAACAAGUUGGGCAAGGUGCUCGAUCGGAUGGGCGUGUCCGGGAACGGACGCAACGCCUCUCGUGACGGCGGAUAUUUCAGUGUCGACGGCGAGAAACUACCCUUUCAACCCUUCCAGGUCGAGGUGCACAAGGGUCUGGCGACGGUGUUGAGCAAGAAUGUCGGCAUGUACGAGUGCAUGGGUCCACGAGGGUGGGAGGAUGUCCCAGUCAGUACUACAACAACCGGGCAUGUCUCUACUUCUGCGUCUGGCACGGCCUCUGGUCCUGGUCAUGACGCUGAUGAUACUGAUGUUCGCGGACAGCUCUGAGGUGAGGUGUGAUGACGACGUGAGGUGAUGAGGGUGACUGGCUACUGGCCAGUGUUUGAAAGUGAUUUUUCGGUUUGGAAAACAAAAAAGUGAUUCGGAAGCUUUUGAUGUGGGAUACAGAGAGAGAGAGAGAGAGUUGUUCCACAUUGAGCUUUAUACCCCCGGAUCGCAUGGUAUCUUUCUCAUUUUUUUGGUCAGCACAAGAAAAACUAUACCCGGGUAUACAUUGGAAGCAUUUUACCUGGAGUGUUUUUGUUUUCUUUUUGGGGAUCAUCGUUUACGCACAUUCAUUUACUUUGCAGUAUAUAUAUACCCCACGGCUGUGUUUUUUGCUUUUUUGUGUGUUUGUCUACCACUCACUCAUUUGCAUAUUAUCAUUCAUAUUGGUUUGGGUUCGAUGAGCAAGAAAGUGUCCUUUGAAAAAAAGAAAAGAAAAGAAAAUCAGAAAGCAUAAAAUGUGAUACCCCCUUUGAUGCCUCGUUGGUACCUUGUUAUGAGUUGCUGCUACAUAGUACAUCUUGAUAUAUAUUCCUGAUACCAUGACAGUGGGUGUUUUGGUCUCUU